CGGUACCGGCUGACAGAACCGCCGCCUCCCGGAGCCAUUGGGACUCCCGGUCAUCCUGUGGGAUAUGCUCUGGAGGAGCAGCGGUGACGGACUCGACGAACAGGCUGCCCAGAGGAUCCCUGCCCCGUCCCGGCGUGCCCCUUGGGCUGAGACGGCCAGGAGCCGUAGACCGGAAGCGUGGCCGCCGCCAUCUCAACUGUGGGCAGACGCCGUGCAGCCACCAUCACAGGAACGGGCAGGUUUUUCGCUACCGGGAGCACGGCGGUGGCGGACCUGCAGCGCCCCGGAGCCUCUGGGCAUCCCGGCUGUGGUGUGGGGGACGAUCGGUCCGCGCUUCUCCCUGGAGCAGCAGCGACGGGGUUGGCGGACGGGCUGUCCCCGCUGGCGGAGCCCCGCCCCGGGGCUGUCCCGCCCCUGUCCCGGCGUGCUCCGCCGGCGGUGAUGGCGGAGGGCAGUGGCGGCGGCGGCGGCGCGAGCGGCCGGGGGCCGCCGUGCCCCGGGGCGGCCUUGGCGUUCCGGCGUUGGGAGCAGAUCCGGCUGCGGGCUGCAACGCCCUGGGCCCGCGGGCUCCUGGCCGCGGCCGCCGGGCUCGGGCUCCUGUACGCGGUGCUGCGGGUGCCGUGACCGGGUUCUUAAGCACUUUGACUCCAAAAUUCUACUUCGCCCUUACAGUAACUUCAUCUUUUAUAUCUGGACUGAUAUUUGUGUUUGAGUGGUGGCACUUCCGAAAAUACGGCACAUCUUUCAUUGAGCAGGUUUCUGUGAGCCACUUGAGGCCCCUCAUUGGGGGUGCAGAGAGCAGCCCCCCAGCCCCAGCAGCUUUCUCGGCGGGGGAGAAUGAGACCAGCAGGCAGAACAUGCCAGAGUGCAAAGUGUGGCGAAAUCCUCUCAAUCUUUUCAGAGGGGCAGAGUAUAGCAGGUACAUGUGGGUGACUGGGAAGGAGCCUCUUACUUACUAUGACAUGAAUUUGUCUGCUCAAGAUCAUCAGACCUUUUUCACAUGUGACACGGAUGCCCUCCGGCCUUCAGACACAGUCAUGCAGAAAGCGUGGCGAGAGAGGAACCCGCAGGCCCGCAUUAAAGCAGCGUAUCAAGCUCUGGAGUUGAACAAUGAUUGUGCUACUGCAUAUGUCCUCCUGGCUGAGGAAGAAGCAACAACUAUUGUGGAUGCUGAGAAAUAUUUCAAGCAGGCUCUGAAAGCAGGAGAAAUGAUUUACAGAAAAUCUCAGAACUGCCAUUCCCAGAGUCCCCAGCAUGAAGCACAGCUGAGAAGAGACACCAAUGUAUUGGUGUAUGUGAAAAGGAGACUAGCUAUGUGUGCCAGGAAACUUGGAAGAAUACGAGAAGCAGUAAAAAUGAUGAGAGAUUUGAUGAAAGAGUUUCCACUUCUCAGUAUGCUGAAUAUCCAUGAAAACCUCCUAGAGGCCCUUCUGGAGUUACAGGCUUAUGCAGAUGUCCAGGCAGUUUUAGCCAAGUAUGAUGAUAUCAGUCUUCCCAAAUCAGCAGCAAUAUGUUACACAGCAGCUCUGCUAAAAGCCAGAGCUGUUUCAGAAAGGUGGGUUUUUCCCUUCAGGUUCUCCCCAGAAACUGCCUCCAGGAGAGGACUUAGCACAGCAGAAAUUAAUGCUGUGGAAGCAAUUCACAGAGCUGUGGAAUUUAACCCUCAUGUUCCAAAGUAUUUGCUAGAAAUGAAAAGCCUGGUGCUGCCUCCAGAGCACAUUCUGAAGCGAGGGGACAGUGAGGCAGUAGCAUAUGCUUUUUUCCACCUCCAGCACUGGAAGAGGAUAGAAGGGGCUCUCAAUCUGCUGCACUGCACAUGGGAAGGCACAUUUAGGAUGAUCCCGUACCCAUUAGAGAAAGGACAUCUUUUCUAUCCCUACCCGAGCUGCACAGAGACAGCAGACAGAGAACUGUUGCCAACAUUUCACGAAGUCUCUGUUUACCCCCAGAAGGAACUUCCCUUUUUCAUCCAUUUCACAGCAGGCCUGUGUUCCUUUUCAGCCAUGCUGGCCCUCCUUACCCACCAGUUCCCUGAGCUGAUGGUCAUUUUUGCAAAAACUGUGCUGCGGGUGCUGUGGCCAAUGGGUGCUCCCAGCGUUCUGGCCUCCAGCUGAAGGGACUGCGCCAGGUGCUUUGGGACUCUUCUUUCACCCUUCCUCUUCACUAUGGAACACAUUGAGGACCUGCUGCUGUCCAGCCCCUGGCAUCAGCUGACAAGUGUGACUGGCGUGUAUUUUCCAUGAUAGUUUGAUUUUGUUCUUAUGAGCCUCACUUGGUGGUUGGCUGACCCCCAGCUGGGGGAGCCAAGGAAGAAAUCUGGGCUCUUCAAACUGAUAUCCUUGACUGGCUUCCAUGCUGAUGGUGCUUAACAUGUGAAUUUCUCCUUUGGCCUUAAUCUGUAAUCAUCUAAGAAAACAGUUCUUGUUGAGCAAUAGUUUAUUGCUCUCUAAAUCACUUGGACAACUGGAAGCUCAUACUUCCUCUGUAAGAAAGGAGAAUACACAAACUGAGCAGGUGUUUGGAGUACUGAUGCUUCCUUCUCAGCUGCAGAUGCACCAGAUAUUUGGCUUAGAUUUAAUUUCAUCAGCCUUUUUCAAAAUAUUUGUUAACAGCAAAGUAUGGUUCUGCUUUCUUUAUUAAAAGGUUGCUACUUAACACAUUGAA
Molecule: messenger RNA, 2664 nt
Organism: Serinus canaria (Common canary)
Lineage: Eukaryota; Metazoa; Chordata; Aves; Passeriformes; Fringillidae
Gene: ST7L
Product: suppression of tumorigenicity 7 like
Exons: 16
Coding region: 858-2114 (418 amino acids)
Molecular function (GO): protein binding
Source: RefSeq, a predicted model, not a curated record